GGGUUGUGGCCUUUAUGCGAAUAAAAAUUAUUAAUAAAAUUGUAUCUGUGCGAACAAGUCGAGUGUUUUCAGUGCUAAAUGAUUCGAAAUAAAUAUAAAAGUUAGUAAAAAUGGAAAAACAGGAUCGUAAGGAUGAUGAAGACAAUUUUAAAAAUAAGUUGCACGUAGAACACGACGAAUUGUUAGCAAAAAAGGAGAAUUUUGAUGAAAAAGAUGAGUUUGAAAAACGUUUUAAAGAUAUGCCUUUGACAGAUGAUACCACGUGUGGUUUUGGGGUCUUCAAAGGCGCUUUUCUACAAAAAUUUGCGAAUAAAAAAGCCUACAUAAUAUUUUAUGGCGUAGUUGGAUGUAUAUUUUCAGCUACUUAUGCUUAUUUCAAUGGAACAUUGACGACACUUGAAAAACGUUUUAAGAUUCCAAGUAAAACAUCAGGUAUAAUAUCCGUUGGCAACGACAUAAGUUCCUUAUUUGCCUCCAUGAUUGUCAGUUAUUAUGGUGGAAAAGGACAUAAACCAAGAUGGAUAGCCAUGGGUCUAUAUUCCGUGGUCCUAUUUUGCCUGAUGACAGCCCUUCCUCAUAUCAUAUAUGGACCAGGGCCAGAUGCCUUGGGAUUAACUUUAGAACAUGGUGCUGUCUACGAUCAAAAUGCAACAUCUGAAGUUUUGAAUAAACAGAGAAGGAAGAAUCUAUGCCAUUUAGAUGGAAGUGGUACCGAAUGCGAAAUAGAAGAAGGAAGCUUAGCUCCUCAAAUUUUACUUUUUGUCGCCCAAUUAAUUGCUGGUGUUGGUGGAUCUUUGUACUAUACCUUAGGAAUUGCAUACAUGGAUGACAAUGUGAAAAAAUCGAAAACUCCAGCUUUAAUAAGCUUUUCUAUCUUCCUAAGAACCCUUGGUCCAGCAGCAGGGUACGCUUUGUCAAGUCUCUGCUUAAAAUAUUACAUUUCUCCAACAUUGACUCCAAUAAUAGACAAUACUGAUAUGCGUUGGUUGGGAGCAUGGUGGAUCGGGUGGAUAAUAUUAGGAGGUCUUCUAUUCAUUUUUGCAACAAUCAUCGGAAUGUUCCCAAAAACUUUACCACGGGCUGCUUUGAGAAAAACAAUUGCAGCUGAGAAAAAGAAUCUCACUGAGGAAAACAAAUCUGGCAUUGAACCUCCUGCAUCACUAAAAGAUUUGCUGGCUGCCAUUAAGCGAUUGCUGUACAAUAAAGUAUUGAUGUUAAAUAAUUUAGCGUCUGUGUUUUAUAUAUUUGGAUACAUGGCUUAUUGGAUUUUUUUGCCUAAGUAUAUAGAAACACAAUAUAGGCAAAGUGCGUCCAAGGCUAGUCUUGUAACAGGAACUGUAGGUCUUGUUUUCUCCGCAAUCGGUAUUUUAUUGUCAGGAGCUGUUAUAUCGAAAUAUAAACCCAGUGCGAGAACAUUAGGUGCUUGGAAUGCGUUUAUAGGCUUUUUAUCGGUAGUAUGGAUGGUACUUUUUGUAUUUCUUGGAUGUCCCGCAAACGACAACAAUAUUGUAAUCAACUCUACCUCCACUAAUAAUUCAGUCUCAACUUGUAAUUCGAAUUGCAAAUGCGACUUCGUUCCGUAUUCCCCGGUUUGUUCUGCAGAUGGAGCAACUACUUUCAUCUCGGCUUGUCACGCCGGUUGCAGCGAUCAUUUCGAAGAAAAUAACAAAAAAAUCUUCACAAACUGCAGUUGCAUUGAUGCGGCGAAAUUUGAUAAAGGCUCAAUAUUCUUUGAGAAAAUUCCUAGCGAAGUGAUCAAACAAAAUAUCGGUAACGAAUCUGGAUUUGCAAUUCCAGGAAGUUGUCCGGUGGAUUGCUCAAAGCAAUUUUACAUUUUCCUUGCCGUCGUUUGUUUAAUGAAGUUUUGUGGAGCUACUGGUAGAGCUAGCAACUUUUUAUUAUCCGUCAGGUGUGUUAAGGAAAAAGAUAAACCUGUGUCGAUGGGUUUUGGACUGAUGAUAAUGUCCUUGUUUGCAUUUGUACCGUCACCAAUAUUUUUUGGAGCAAUUCUAGAUCAAACAUGCAUAGUUUGGGGAAAAACAUGUUCCGGAACUGGAAACUGUUGGCUAUAUGACGUUGAAUCUUUGCGUUACAUCAUGAAUUUAACGGCAGCUUCUUUUGUCACAAUUGGAGUAUUAUUUGAUGUCGGAGUUUGGUAUUUCGUCAAAAAUUUAAAAAUUUACGAUGAACCUGAAGAUGACGACCAAGAAAUGAAUUCUUUGAAGACGCAAAAGGCGGAUGGAGCUGCUGCCAACUUAUUCCAAUCGAAUCUCUCUAUACAAAGUCAUAUAAAGAAUAGUACUUGAGGAAUUUAAAAUUAAUUUAAGUUGUAAUAUAAAAAAUGCAAACUGUAUUAAAAUUAUAAUAAAUUAAAUAAGUAGAA
This is a messenger RNA of Ctenocephalides felis (cat flea), 2383 nucleotides long. Its product is annotated as solute carrier organic anion transporter family member 1A1-like. Gene Ontology annotation, cellular component: membrane. Gene Ontology annotation, biological process: sodium-independent organic anion transport; transmembrane transport. The record is from RefSeq and is a predicted model, not a curated record. The transcript has 11 exons. NCBI's taxonomy places the organism in Eukaryota, Metazoa, Arthropoda, Insecta, Siphonaptera, Pulicidae. Gene Ontology annotation, molecular function: protein binding. The coding region runs from base 111 to 2306 and encodes 731 amino acids.